Odobenus rosmarus divergens (Pacific walrus) is the source of this 1881-nucleotide messenger RNA. It is a transcript of the gene PXMP4, whose product is annotated as peroxisomal membrane protein 4, 24kDa. The record is from RefSeq and is a predicted model, not a curated record. The coding region runs from base 66 to 704 and encodes 212 amino acids. Gene Ontology annotation, cellular component: peroxisomal membrane. The transcript is spliced from 4 exons. Lineage: Eukaryota; Metazoa; Chordata; Mammalia; Carnivora; Odobenidae.
CCGGAACCCGGGGCUGUCAGUGCUGGUGCUGCUGCUCUCUCCGCACCCCGGGCGCCCCUCGCACUAUGGCGGUCCCGCCGCAGCUACGAGCCCUGCUCCAUGCGGUCAACGAACUGUUGCGCAAGCGCCGCUACCACGCUGCUUUGGCCAUGCUUAAGGGCUUCCGGAACGGGGCAGUCUAUGGAGCCAAAAUCCGGGCCCCUCACGCGCUCGUCAUGACCUUUCUCUUCCGGAGUGGCAGCCUCCAGGAGAAGCUGCGGGCCAUCCUGCAAGCCACGUACACCCACUCCCGGAACCUGGCCUGCUUUGUGUUCACCUAUAAGGGGCUCUGCGCCCUGCAGGCCCACGUGCAGGGCGAGACCUACCAGGUGCACUCGUUCCUGGCUGCCUUCAUCGGGGGCUUGCUGGUGUUUGGAGAGAACAAUAACAUCAACAGCCAGAUCAACAUGUACCUGCUCUCCCGCCUCCUGUUUGCCCUGUGCCGCCUGGGCGUGGAGAAGGGCUACAUUCCCGAGCCCAGGUGGGACCCAUUCCCCCUGUUCACCGGGCUGGUGUGGGGGCUGGUGCUGUGGCUUUUUGAGUACCACCGGCCCACUCUGCAGCCGUCCCUGCAGUCCUCCAUGACCUACCUGUACCAGGACAGCAAUGUCUGGCAUGACAUCUCAGACUUCCUCCUCUACAACAAGAGCCUCCCCUCGAAGUGAUGCGGCCCCGAGGUGCUGAUGGGGGCUUCCGCAGCCAAGAUUGUCUCCAGCGGUGAAUCACCCCCAAAGGAUCCUGCCUUCUCAAGAUCAUGGUUCUCAGACUCCAACUUUUAUUGCCCCAGGGUUCCAUUUGCCGAAGCAAAAGCACUGAUCUCCAAGACCAUUAGGUCCUCUCCAAUGGCGGAACGAGUGGUGAAUUGGGCUGCGGGGCCUCGACGUGAUUCCGGCUGUGCUGCUGGCUACUGUGAGACCAGGGAAAGGCCCCCCCCCACACCCCCGGACGUCAGGGGUCAGCGAGCUCAGAGGAGGGCCCUGAAGUCUCUUUCUGGUGGGUUAUGGUCUUUGACCGUUCUAUGUAACAGGAUUCCUUGCUGGGGGGCAGUGGGUUACAAAUAGGUUUUUAGAAAAAAAUUAAAUUCCUGGGCUCAGGUGUUGCUCUAGUGGAGAAGCUCUAGAAUUCCACUGUCCAAUAGAAGCACAGUGUGAUCUGUAUAUGUAAUUGAAAUUUGUCUUAGUAGCCACAUGAAAAAAGGUAGAAAGAAGCAGGUGAGAUUAAUGUUAGUUAUAGAUUUUAACCUGGUAUUUCUAAAAUACUAUCAUUUUAACAUGUAAAAAUGAAUAUAAAAAUUAAUGAGAUAUUUUAUAUUCUUUGUUCUUGUACUAGGUCAUCAGAAUCAGGUAUGUAGUGUCUCCUUACAGUGUGUCUCAAUGGGGACCAGCCAUAUUUCAAGUGCUCAGUAGCCACAUGUGGCUAGUGGCUACCAUAUUGGAUAACACAGACAUGGAACACUUCUAUCCUUGCAGAAAAUUCUAGUGGACAGUGCAGAUAUAGAGCUAGGGGACAUGGAUUUAAGUCCCCACUCCACCACUGUGUAACCUUGGGGAAGGUUCUUAACCUCUCAGAGCCUCAGUUUCUUGUAAAAUGAGGAUAAUCAUAAUACACACCCAGUGUCCACGUUGGAUUUGUGUAACUACAAGAGCUGCUAUUACUACUAAUUACUUCCAUUUAGUGAGCUCCUACUUCCUCCCAGGUGCUUUGCACGUAUUAUUUGUAACCCAUACAAUGACCUUGCCGGUGUGUAUUUUGAUCCUCAUUUCGCAGAUGUGGACACUGAGAAUCAGAGGGGGGAGGUCACUUGCCCAAGAUAAUACAACCAGUAUGAUAGCCAAAUCAGGG